Molecule: messenger RNA, 378 nt
Organism: Zygotorulaspora mrakii
Lineage: Eukaryota; Fungi; Ascomycota; Saccharomycetes; Saccharomycetales; Saccharomycetaceae
Gene: MLO1
Product: Mlo1p
Exons: 1
Coding region: 1-378 (125 amino acids)
Source: RefSeq, a predicted model, not a curated record
AUGUUCGGGAGGGGAUUACUAAGGAGAAUCACUGAAAGAAAGCUCAUUUCCAAGUCCUGGACCUCGUCGCUGCCGCAGCAGAAUGUCUGGUCGCCGUACAAGAAAUGGUACGAAUUGAGCCUCCACGAGAAGCAGCUGUUUAUCAGAACGUUUGUGGACAACUACAAGAGGCACUAUCCGGGAUCCAAGACAAACGUGUCGCUGCGAGGGCUGGCCACGGGCAUGGACGCCCACAGCGACUCUCCGUCGGUUUUUGGCGUGUUCUACAACGACAUCUGGGGAACCGUGAGCAGACCCCCGAAGGCUGAGCUAGCCACGAGCAAUAAGCGCAACCGGUUCAACCACCCGAGCUUCUGCACCUUGCUGAUAAAGAAGUAG